Molecule: messenger RNA, 640 nt
Organism: Phacochoerus africanus (Common warthog)
Lineage: Eukaryota; Metazoa; Chordata; Mammalia; Artiodactyla; Suidae
Product: fatty acid-binding protein, adipocyte
Exons: 4
Coding region: 82-480 (132 amino acids)
Biological process (GO): fatty acid transport
Cellular component (GO): cytosol; nucleus
Molecular function (GO): fatty acid binding
Source: RefSeq, a predicted model, not a curated record
GGACUGAAGAGAGUCAUUGCACCUUCCUGAAGGUUACGACUUCUUUCUCACCUUGAAGAAUAAUCCUAGAGUGCUCACAAAAUGUGUGAUGCAUUUGUAGGUACCUGGAAACUUGUCUCCAGUGAAAACUUUGAUGAUUACAUGAAAGAAGUGGGAGUGGGCUUUGCCACCAGGAAGGUGGCUGGGAUGGCCAAACCCAACGUGAUCAUCACUGUGAAUGGGGAUAUGAUCACCAUUAGAUCAGAAAGUACUUUUAAAAAUACCGAGAUUGCCUUCAGAUUGGGCCAGGAAUUUGAUGAAGUCACUGCAGAUGACAGGAAAGUCAAGAGCACCAUAACCUUAGAUGGAGGCGCCCUGGUACAGGUGCAGAAGUGGGAUGGAAAGACAACUACCAUAAACAGAAAAAUAGUAGAUGAUAAGUUGGUGGUGGAAUGUAUCAUGAAAGGUGUCACGGCUACCAGAAUUUAUGAGAGAGCAUAAGCCAAAUUGUACAGAAGUUUGGAUCGAACUCUACAGCACUCUGUUGGAUGUAUUUUCCCGACAUAUGUUGUUAUUUUCCACUAAUUUGGAAGCAACUAAUUUUCCCCCAGACUGAUUUUGUUCAAUAUGCUUGUCGGUUAAAUAAAACUUUUUAGAUUUA